UGUGACUGUUUUAUUGUCAGUUUUGUAAACAACGAAGAUAUAGCUUGGCUCCAUAAGUUAAGAGUGGUAAACGUGACCGAAGAACAUUUUAUACAGCGACAGCCCCCAGAGGAAGUUUUGCCUCUAAUUGAUAUCCGCCAUCUGCGUGGAAUAUACCGAUAGAUCGUUCCAUAGAGAUAAAAGCAUUGGUAGCACCAGCUUUGUCAUAUUAACCAAGUGUCUUGCUUUGAACGUGCGUCCAUUGUCCAAACAUCACGUCACGUUCAGCGAUCGUCAGCGACAGCGGCAUUUCAUACGAGAUUGCCAAUCUUGUCGUUAUUCUCGAAUCGCCCGCAUUGUCGGGUGCGUUCUCUAGUCGAAGACUCGGUCGAUAGUAAAGAAGUGGUUUUUCCAAAUAAUCUUUGAGGAAAUGGGGAAACCAGCAAAGCCUAAGGCCAAUUCGGACUUGGAAAAUUGGGUGUGUCGACUGACAAAGGAACAACAUUUUCGGCUUUUUUACUGAAUCACACCGGAGAUAAGACGUCGCUGAGACAACUCCGAAUAGGAGCGGCGGCGUGUGUAACAAGGACUUCAUCGUUGAGAGCAUUGAAAAUGGCUGAAGAACGCACUACACGAAAAUUGUUCUGAGCAUCUUUUAUAAAGGCUUAUUGUUAGAUGAGUCUAUGUAACUUAGCUACAGUCUGAAUGCAGUUUGUGGGUUUUUUUUCCAAAACUGUUCAACGGUACUACUCAGUUGGCAUCGUUUAUUCACUGCGUUUUUGAUUCGCGUAUUGAUUUUUCGGAGCCGGGACUCGUUUCCAUGACUUGCACAGUCGUCUGAGCAGAUGAAGGGCUUUGUGGAAAUGUGUGACACUAGGGCGACCGCUCAGGUCGACGUGCCUUCGACGAACAAGAUUGGAAAAAUUUACAAGAAUACUGUAAGAAAAGUAAAGAAGACGCAACUUAACAAAGGCAAGCAAAAUGCCAGCAAAACAUCAGCGACGAACGUCAUUGGUCAUGUGAGUGGAUUCACUGUUACAAGAAUAAGUCCACGUGCUAAGAAGACACUAGAAACAGCGGGAGGCGAUGCCCAGUUGUCCCGAGAACCUUGCACAUCUACUAAACACGUGACAUUUGCUGAGUCUCCGAAUAUUCGCGAAAAUAAAGCUGACACUGUGAAGGCUGUGGGAAAGGUUACAGCGGCAGCUUCCCAAAGUACAAUAUCACGACUUGCGGCUCGAACGUUUUCUGCUCGCGGUUCACCCUCAAUCGAAUCUCCUAUCAAUGAAGCCGAUGCUCACCUCCCUAAAAAACGAAAAAAGGCCACCAGUGUACAUAUUGAGGACGCUGACGUACGAAAGUCGACAACUGCAAUCAGGCGGAUUUCUGUUGAUUCAACCCCUAGAAGAAUUUUUGAGACUCCUAAGCUACAAAACUCUCUCGAAAAGUCGGACUCUCACAGCGAUAGCGCCAAUGUUUCCAAUUAUCGGCGUAGGGUAUACGCGAAGGGCACUCCUUGCGGCAAUCUACUAUGCAUUGAUCCUUUAGACGAUGAAGAUGACCAACUUAAUGGUUUUGCUGUAGAGAAUGCAAUGGAGAAUCCCGAAGUUGUAGUGGGUAAGAUGUCGUUAGAGAAAAAGUUCUAUGAAGAUCCUUUGGAGGCUUGUGCAACAAGCAGCGAAACAUUGUGCCCAUCUGGGUUAUCCCGUUCGGCUACAUCACUGCGUCGUACACUCAGUCCUUCCAGUGGCAGCAGCUUUCGGAAAAUUGAUUCAGAGAAGCGAUACAGCUUACCAGUUGCAGCAGAUGAAAUAGAAAUGCCCAAUGCCUUUUCGAAAAUCAAGCCCACAUUGUGGACCAAACAGGAUUUAUCGGCUAAUACCCGUAUUGUGCGACCUAACUUCCAGCAAGACGAACAAAGGAUCGCUUUGGAAAUGGUAUCGACUAAUUCGGCUACUCCUUUUGCAGAGGCGAUAUGUGCUCCGGCGAAGUAUGAUCUCGUCGGUAAUGGCGAUUAUGCACCAACUUCAAUGAUGGAAGCAGACAAAGCGGAUACCUCUCCCGUGACCCGAUGGUCGAGUGAAGCCGAUUCAAAGUGGGCUGCGCUUACAGCAAUAGAGCCUCAUAUCGAUAUUUCCAGUGACACAAAAGUGAUGCAAGAAUGUCCAGAGCGUGUCUCCAAGAAUUACAAGCUGAAUAAUUGCUAUCAAGGACGUCAGCCAAAACAAAACUUUCCCGAGAACUCUCCAUCCAGUGAAAUCGAAAAUAACAAACAUAGUGAUUCUCCAUUGGGAUCUCACUCCGCUGUGAAGAUACCUAAAAAGCACGAACGGCGACCAAGCUUUAUUGUUCCUCCAGCCGAUCAGCAGCUCAGAAGCGGCGCCAAUGGACCAGAAGUUGGUAGCAUUGAUCACUUGGAUAUAAUGGCUGCCGGAACCAUAAAAGCAGAGAGCUACUGCGACGCUACAGAAGAAGUUGAACUUGAGGACCGUUCUCGAACACUUAACGAUAUAUCAACAGAUGGCGAUGUAUAUGACGAUCAUGGGGAAAGGACAUUAAAUGAAAGCCUCGCUAACUUGCCGCCAGAUGAAGACGAGAAGCAACCGCGUCUUUCAGAUAACCCGAGCGACCCGACGUCUGAGAUAGAUCUCAAACUCGAAGAACCGACUGAAGAAGAUCAUGCAACUUUACAGCCAGUCGGGCAGCAAGUAGGUCUAGCUGUCGAGCGUUCACCUGGUAAAAACGCGGGAGCAAUGGCGGAAGGCACUAGAAACGACGAGGAUUUAAUGAGUCCGGGUUCGCCGGCAAACUUUUUGGCUGCACGACCAGAAAGUGAUAUCGUGGAAUCAACUCCAGAUCAUAUUGCCAACAUAUUAACGAAUAAUUCUGAUGUAUUCUCGAGAGUCAGGAUGGAUCUAAGUGAUGACGAGGUGCGAAAAACUACGCAUAGCAUUGUCGACCAAGUAGUAAAAUUAGACGAAUACGAACAUAGUCAUUCUGUAAGCAUGGAACCAAAAGUGAUACAUCAAGCGAGGCAUACUACCUUGAGCGAGAUCAUGCAGGUUGCAGAUUCUAAACCAUCUGUCAGCUCCGAAGCAGCUUGUAUGACUUCGGAAUUCUCACAUUCUUCUAAAAUGGUUGACGUCUUCAAGCAGCGGAGGUCACAAAUCAUACUCGAUGAGGAAGAGCCUAUGGAAACAUCGGUCCUUCUCACUCCGGUUGUCUCUGGCAAUAAUAUGCGUGUAGAGCAAGAUAGUCCUUUGAGUAGGACUAACACGGGCAUUUUGAAAGUUCCAGGUGCAAGUAGCCAGGCUGAUAUUUCGAGCGCAUCGCAAAUAUCUAAUCCACUUACCGUAAAAGCCUUGAUACAUGUGAUCGAGGCUUCAGAGAAUCAAGAAAAGUCAAAAAAAGACGCGUCGAGUUUCGUGAUUGCAUGCGACUAUUCUAGUACAGAGAACAAAAGUACUAAAAAGUUAAGUACGAAAGCGUCGUAUGGUACAAAACCAAAUGAAGAUAUAGAAGAGACCUUUCCUACAGAAUCUUCAGCUUCGAAGUCUUGUGAGUCUGAAGAGCCAAUAGAAGAAGUUCAGCCUGCCAAAAACAUUGACCUGGAGUCUAUUUUGAAUUCCCCUGACAGCAUUGUAAGUUCCGAAGCCACGUCUGAUUCUGGGCCUUUGAACAAAAACGAGGUUCAGGUAGCUUUAACAAAAUCCAAGGCAACCCUUGAUAAUGAAGACGAUGAGGAUUCUGAAAGUGACUCUUCUUCCGAUCAGCUGUCUAAAGUCUUAAAUGUCACUGAAAAACACAGUAAGACAAGGACAGAGAAGGCAGGUUCAAUGGUCACUGAACUUAGUACUCAAGAUGAAAACACUGAGCAGGAUGUGUUGAUAUCACCGCUUGAUAGUUUAAACCGUAGUGAAAAUCCUCGCAAGGAUGAUACGUCCAUCGGAGCAUUCGGUUUGAACGAGGGUACUGCAGAAUCAACGGUCGAGUCCGAGAUUGUCGGUACAAGCAUCAAAGGCAAGGUAGAUACAGAGAAGCCUAUAUGCGAUUCUCCGCAAGAUUCGUCGGCUGUAACAAACGAGGUUGAGCCAGGAUCUGGUUCUGAAAAGUUGCAUAAAAUUGCAGAGGAGCUUCGAAGUGAAACCGCUACGAAAGCUUUGCCCCAUCAGGAAACUGUGCGAAACGAGUUGAUUGAAGAACAUUCUGCAAGGGCAUACGUAAAUGCAGAUCCGCCGAAGCAGUCUGUCAUAAAAAAAGCCCUUCGUGAAGAUUCUGUUGCAGUGGAUAGUGCUCCUCGACUAGUGGAUGAGAAAGGCAGUUUGCGCAAGAUGAGAGCGCAAGUUUUAGAAAAUGAUGAAACCUCUCCAGAGAAAAAGAAUGUUAAUCCAUUAAAAGACGAAGAAACAGCCGUUACUGGAGUCGUAGCGGACGAGACACCCGCUAACGUCGACACAGAAGUGGAGACUACUUAUCUCACUCCUCGGCAGCCGUCAAGAGUGACGAGAUCUACACGAAGUAAAGCCAGAACUCCAGCGCUAGCGAAGACCCCAAGCACUUCGACUGCUUCUGAACGAUCUUAUCAGGUGUCUCAAACAGACGCCGAGCCGCCAGGUUCUCUCGAACAAAUGACACCAUCCACUACGAAGCUCACUUCGAAAGCGAAGGCAACACCGUCCUCUACUCGAAAUAGCAAAGUAAAUGAUGAUAACGCGGUCGUAAGGGAACCAUCAAACAAAAUUAAAGAACCCACUCGAGCAGCUCGCGCAUCGAGAAUACCGGCCCGUUCGGGUGCCGCGUUAGCUGUAAAUACAGUGGAGACGGCGGACGGGCCAAUGACACCUCGGAGAAGUGCACGCCACGCAAAAGCAGCAGCAUUGCUUCCAACAGCGGAGGGUAACGGGGCCCGCAAAAACACCUCCAAGAGAGAAUCCCAUAACGUGACAAGGUCAAAGAAAUGACAGUUUUUCCCCUGUAGAUAUAUACGUACACACAUAUGUAUAGAAUAAUUUACACAUAAUGAAAAUUUUGUAUUAACCGUGAUAAGGGCAUGAGAUUAUUUUAGCUAGAGCUGAACUAAUUAAGUGUAUGAGGACGCAAGAAAUUAUUCGUCUUUGCAAACUCAAUUUGGCACCAUUUUCACAAUGCCAUUUACUAUCGGUUGUAAAACGGAGAUACGUGAAUAAAUAGCCAUGAAGCAAAACAUUCGUUGUAUAAAUCUUUCAGCCGCUAUAUAACAAAAAAUUUGACUCUUGAGACUCAGAAUUAAUGUUUCUUAAUAUAUAUAUAUAUACGUAUAGCUUCGAGUUUGUGGGUGGGUGGGUGAGCGUGUCGAGUGUGACAUCGUCAUGAGCGAAUUAAAAUUGACUGCACAUAUCUUGGUCGGAGGUGAACCGCAGCUAUGCGUGGUACUAUGUGUGGUGUCUUCAAUGAAAGUUCAAAUACCCGUUAAGCUCCGUGGACGGUAGUGAUACAGUAAGUGCUUUCCGAAGAUCCAAGCUCAUGUGUUUAAUCCACUUCGCAAACCAGUUAUGUUAUAAAAUGAAGAAUAAGCAACAUUGCUUAGUGUAUAAAUAUAUACGUACAUGUGUAUAUUUAUAUACGAACUUCUCUAUUAUGGCUCGUAUGCGGUGAACGAUGGUUGCCAACAAGGUUUUGUUGUCAGUUUUGCACUAUUUCAAAUCGUCAAUAUGGCGCAGUCGUAGAUGCGUCCUGCGAACAUUAUGUUCUAGUUAUGAUUAAUGAUAUUGGGGAAUUGAAAUUAAUGUAAGAGUAUAAUUACCUACAUUUAAAAAUAGUCACAGUACAGUCUAAGAGCUCUAAAGAGUAGUUCGCACUUUUGCUGUUCUGGAAGCAUUCUACAUGCUUUAAAAUAUCUCGAUUUCACGAAAAACGUGGAUAAGGAUACCUAGUGACAUUGUAGUAUAAAAAUAAUAUGAUAUAUAAUUGGAGAUUUGUGUGGAAUACCGUAUCGUAUGUUUGCAGUGAUUAUUAUUGUAAAUAUAGCCCAUUUCAUUGAUGGUUGUUAUAUUUUAUGAUCUCAAAACAAUAGAGAGAAGAUGCUUUCUGUAAAAAUGUCUACCCUCUGCUGUAAUAAAUACGCGAACAAUCCAUAUUCACUUAUAGGUUACUACGGUUUUUAAGUUCUUUCAAUUUACUUAUUUAGUUCUUGAGAAGAAAUAAAGAAGU
Molecule: messenger RNA, 6168 nt
Organism: Varroa destructor (honeybee mite)
Lineage: Eukaryota; Metazoa; Arthropoda; Arachnida; Mesostigmata; Varroidae
Source: RefSeq, a predicted model, not a curated record